AAGCCCAUUUCUUUUCCAGUGAAACACAAAACCAUAAAAACAUAGGUAAAUUAGAAUCAGCACAGAAAAUACACAGGAAGACAAUUAGUCUUCUUCUUCUUCUUCCUUUUUUUUUUUUUUUUCCAUUUAAAUUCCAAAAAUCCCUACAUUUUCUUCCUUUAAGCUAUGGCGGCUUCUGUCGAUCGCCAAUAUAAUCCGGCGGCCAUGAACGGCGUCGUUCGGUCCCCAUUUACCACCCACCACCGUUCCGACUCACCGGUUCGGGGUUACAAUUUUAAUAGCUCUCCAAAUUCUUUUAAUAAACCUGCCGAAAUAAAAUUGAUUGAUAAUAGUAAUAAUAGUGGUAGUAAUAAUCGCUAUUAUAGCGAUAGUGAGGAUGAUGAUGACGAAAAUGAGAUCAACGUCUGGAAAGAGUUGAUCAAGAAAGGUAACAGCGAAUUAGAGCCGUCUACCGUGGACACCCGCGAUGAGGGGACGGCGGAUCAAUGGAUUGAGAGGAAUCCUUCAAUGAUCCGCCUUACAGGGAAGCACCCCUUCAAUUCGGAGCCACCAUUGACCCGUUUAAUGCACCACGGGUUUCUUACCCCGGCUCCGCUUCAUUACGUGCGGAACCAUGGUCCGGUCCCCAACGCUAAGUGGGAGGACUGGACCAUUGAGGUGACUGGGCUCGUGAAGCGCCCGGUCAAGCUCACAAUGGACCAGUUGGUUAAUGACUUCCAGAGCCGGGAGUUCCCUGUGUCACUAGUGUGCGCAGGGAAUCGAAGGAAGGAACAAAACAUGACCAAACAAUCUAUAGGGUUUAAUUGGGGUUCAGCAGCCAUAUCGACCUCGGUAUGGCGUGGUGUCCCACUCCGCGAUGUGUUAAAGCGGUGUGGGAUCAUGAGUUGUAUGAAAGGCGCCCUCAAUGUAUGUUUUGAGGGCGCCGAGGACCUUCCUGGAGGCGGAGGGUCAAAGUACGGGACUAGUGUCAAAAGAGAGUUUGCCAUGGAUCCUGCUCGUGACAUUAUCCUAGCCUACAUGCAAAAUGGUGAGAAACUUAGCCCCGAUCACGGGUUUCCCGUUCGGAUGAUCAUUCCCGGGUUCAUUGGCGGGCGAAUGGUGAAAUGGUUGAAGAGGAUUAUUGUGACUACUGCGGAGUCAGAUAAUUACUACCAUUACAAAGACAACAGAGUGCUUCCUUCUCAUGUUGAUGCUGAACUUGCAAAUUCUGAAGCAUGGUGGUACAAACCGGAGUACAUCAUAAAUGAGCUCAACGUUAACUCGGUUAUAACAACACCUUGUCACGAGGAAAUCUUGCCGAUCAACGCGUGGACUACCCAGCGCCCUUACACAAUCAGGGGUUACGCCUAUUCUGGAGGAGGAAGGAAGGUGACCCGAGUGGAAGUGACAAUGGACGGAGGUGAAACAUGGGAAGUAUGUGAACUGGACCACCAGGAGAAGCCAAGCAAAUAUGGUAAAUACUGGUGUUGGUGUUUCUGGUCGCUAGAGGUUGAAGUACUUGACUUGCUCGGAGCUAAAGAGAUUUCAGUCCGUGCUUGGGAUGAAAGUCUCAACACCCAACCCGAGAAGCUCAUUUGGAAUGUCAUGGGAAUGAUGAACAACUGCUGGUUCCGAGUUAAGACUAAUGUGUGCAAGCCUCACAAGGGAGAAAUCGGUAUCGUGUUCGAACACCCGACCCAACCCGGCAACAAGUCGGGCGGGUGGAUGGCUAGGGAACGACAUCUAGAGCUCUCUGAUUCUGGACCUACACUGAAGAGGACAGCAUCCACCCCAUUUAUGAACACAACCUCAAAAAUGUACUCAAUGUCUGAGGUGAAAAAACACAACUCAGCUGAUUCAGCUUGGAUUGUUGUCCACGGACACGUGUACGAUGCCACCCGGUUCCUGAAGGAUCACCCUGGUGGGUCAGACAGCAUCCUGAUCAAUGCCGGAACCGACUGCACGGAGGAGUUCGAUGCCAUACAUUCAGACAAAGCUAAGAGGCUCCUAGAGGACUUUAGAAUAGGUGAAUUGAUCUCAACAGGUUAUUCUUCUGACUCCUCCUCACCAGGUAACUCAAUGCAUGGUUCGACCAGCUACUCCAAUUUGGCACCAAUCACUGAAGCAGCCCCACUUAGGAACGUGGCAUUGAACCCAAGGGUUAAGAUAUCAUGCAAACUUAUCGAGAAAGUUUCGCUUUCGCAUGACGUAAGAAGGUUUCGGUUUGGGUUACCAUCUCAGGACCAGGUGCUUGGAUUACCUGUAGGCAAGCACAUCUUUUUGUGUGCUAACGUGGAGGAUAAGCUUUGUAUGAGAGCCUACACCCCUUCUAGCACCGUGGAUGAGAUCGGGUACUUUGAUUUAGUGGUCAAGAUUUACUUCAAGGAUCAACACCCGAGGUUCCCUAACGGUGGAGUCAUGUCUCAGCAUCUAGAAUCCUUGGAGUUGGGCUCAUUUGUUGAGGUGAAGGGUCCAUUGGGCCACAUUGAGUACCUCGGUAAGGGGAACUUCACGGUCCAUGGAAAGGCCAAGUAUGCAAAGAAGCUGGCGAUGAUUGCAGGCGGGACCGGUAUAACUCCGAUUUAUCAGGUGAUGCAGGCUAUUCUGAAGGACCCCGAGGAUGAGACUGAGAUGCAUGUUGUGUAUGCUAAUCGUGCAGAGGAGGACAUAUUGCUUCGAGAAGAGCUUGAUAAAUGGGCUGAUGAAUUUAGAGAUAGAGUCAAAGUAUGGUAUGUUGUUGAGAAGGGAAGUGAAGGUUGGCAAUACGACACCGGAUUUAUAACUGAGUCCAUUCUCAGAGAUCACGUGCCGGCAGUUGGGGAUGAUGUCUUGGCUCUCACGUGUGGGCCUCCUCCUAUGAUCCAGUUUGCAGUUCAACCCAAUUUGGAUAAGAUGGGUUAUGAUAUUAAGGAACAGUUGUUGAUCUUUUAAGCUUAGCUUUUGAGAAGUUUUAGUACAGUAAAUGGGAAGAUCAUUUACUAUACAUUCGAUCGGACAUUAAUUGUAUGCCCGAACAUUUGGUACUUGCGUAUUGGGCGCCGACGUAUGUGAUGCAAUGUGCGCAUAUAUAUAUAUUAUUCACUCGCCGGCACAUGAUGCAUGUAAAGCCUGUGUUAUGCACACGCUGUAGCGGGUGUACCUUCGGAUGUAUAGUAGAAUUCUAUUACAUUGAGUAUAUGAACAUUAUAUUCUAAAUAUGUAAUGUAAUUUGUGGAGCAUGUACUUCUGUUUUUUUUUUUUUUUUUUUCCCUAAUUUUUUGUACAUAUAAGCGCUCCAUUAGAUUGUUUGUCGAGAAGUGUUUUUUUCUUUUGGAAAAUUGGUUUAUGGAGGAUGAAGUAGAUGGAAGAAAGUCAAGUAAGUAGGCAAUGUGUCUUUUUUUUUUUUUUUUUUUCCCACUUUGUGGUACGGUGUCUGUGUAUGGGAGAUUACUACUCUGUAAUCUCCAAACCAUAUUGUACUAUUAUUUGUCUUUGCCCCGCAAUAAAUGGGCAGUAAAUUCUUGUAUAAA
This is a messenger RNA of Chenopodium quinoa (quinoa), 3488 nucleotides long. RefSeq names its product nitrate reductase [NADH]. The transcript is spliced from 4 exons. The record is from RefSeq and is a predicted model, not a curated record. Gene Ontology annotation, molecular function: molybdenum ion binding; molybdopterin cofactor binding; nitrate reductase (NADPH) activity. Bases 166 to 2910 code for a protein of 914 amino acids. Gene Ontology annotation, biological process: nitrate assimilation; nitric oxide biosynthetic process. Lineage: Eukaryota; Viridiplantae; Streptophyta; Magnoliopsida; Caryophyllales; Amaranthaceae.